UCCCAUUUCAAGGCUGUAAUUCAAGACACAUCGUUGUUCGCCCUGGUCAUCGUCAGGCACAGAACCCGGACUUGUCCAGUUUGGUUACCAUACGCCCUCCUCCCGUGCCACGCAACGGCUGAAGGAGGCGCCAACCCGCGUGGGUCGCGAGUAGAGGUGCCCCACGAGACUCCGGAUUGAUGCCAGGUCAACGGGACGGAUCGAUAAGCAGAGGUGGCAUGCUAUUCUCGAAUUGAAUCCGGUAUUCUGGCUUCCAAGUGCGACCUCCGGGUUCGAGAUGCCGCUUGGAGCCCCUUAGCAGGAAAUAUGCGAAGGUCAAAUCCUGAUUUUCCCCCGAGGUACGGUGCAUAUGUCUUGGAGACAACGGCUUCGUCUUCUGUUCUCACCAGUGGCCACGUCGUCGGCUCCAGGUCUGAAGAGGGUGUUGCGGUACUCGGUCAAAGCACAAGCAAUGGAGUCACUUUGGUGUACCUCGCCGCGCAAGUCGGAAUGCGUCGCAACCUCAAUGGAGGGACAGGGCGUUUCUCGACCGACGACAAGCUCCACUGAUCUGCGCGAGGUUUGCCAGAACGAGCCAGGGCACUGCCAACUUUCGCACGCGAGGGCUGCAGCAUUGUGGCACCCAUCAGAUAAAAAAAAGAUACCCAUGGAAUUCUGGUGUUUGCAGGCAUGGCAUUGCUCUGAUAAGGCCUCUCUCAAUGGCCCUCGCUCGCUUCAGCGGCCAGGGCCAGAAGAGGCCACCGAUGAAGAAAGGAUUUUGAUGAGACUGGGGGAACGGCCCGGACGUUCUCUUGUUCGAGAACACAGCAUGAAGACGAGAGCAAGGAUCCGAUUGGCAAUUUUGGCCCCCAUCUCCGGUGUCAGCCCCAGAACCUCAUUCCAUCCGUGCCGGUGAGACAAGAAGAGGAUGGCGUACGGAUAGGUACAC
Molecule: messenger RNA, 928 nt
Organism: Colletotrichum phormii
Lineage: Eukaryota; Fungi; Ascomycota; Sordariomycetes; Glomerellales; Glomerellaceae
Exons: 1
Coding region: 350-895 (181 amino acids)
Source: RefSeq, a predicted model, not a curated record